Oncorhynchus kisutch (coho salmon) is the source of this 3832-nucleotide messenger RNA. Its product is annotated as prolyl 4-hydroxylase subunit alpha-1-like. NCBI's taxonomy places the organism in Eukaryota, Metazoa, Chordata, Actinopteri, Salmoniformes, Salmonidae. The transcript has 16 exons. Gene Ontology annotation, biological process: peptidyl-proline hydroxylation to 4-hydroxy-L-proline. Bases 159 to 1862 code for a protein of 567 amino acids. The record is from RefSeq and is a predicted model, not a curated record. Gene Ontology annotation, cellular component: endoplasmic reticulum. Gene Ontology annotation, molecular function: iron ion binding; procollagen-proline 4-dioxygenase activity; L-ascorbic acid binding.
CAAAAAAAGAUUACUGGCACGUUAACCUACCAGCUCACCGCAGGUCAGUACAAAUACCGAGGAUUUGGAGAAAACAGCGGUGGCAAUUGACGUGGGGAUUUAACCCCCUUCCGAACGCAGUGCUGGGCUGAAAAAGACCCCUGUGCAGCAGUGCAAAGAUGGUGCCGAGGGGUGUCUGGUGUGUGUUGUUGACUUGUCUCUUCUGCACAUCCUCCGCUGAAAAAGAUUUCUUCACCUCCAUCGGUCAGAUGACAGAUCUGCUGUACACAGAAAAGGACCUGGUCACCUCUCUGAAGGAUUACAUCAGAGCAGAGGAGAGCAAGCUGGAGCAAGUCAAAACGUGGGCUCAGAAGCUGGACGUGUUGUCGGCCACGGCCACGCAGGACCCAGAGGGCUUCCUGGGCCACCCGGUCAACGCCUUCAAGCUGAUGAAGAGACUCAACACAGAGUGGGGAGAGCUGGAAAGCCUGGUUCUCAAGGACAUGUCUGAUGGGUUCAUCUCCAACCUGACCAUCCAGAGACAGCACUUCCCCAAUGAUGACGACCAGACGGGGGCAGCCAAGGCCCUGAUGAGGCUGCAGGACACCUACCGGCUGGACACGCAAACCAUCUCCACGGGAGAGCUGCCUGGAACCAAUACGGAUGUCACUAUGAGCCCGAUGACGGUGGAGGACUGCUUUGAGCUGGGGAAGAUAGCCUACUCUGAUGCAGACUACUACCACACGGAGCUGUGGAUGGAGCAGGCCCUGAAACAGCUGGACGGGGGAGAGGAGUCCACUGUGGACAUGGUGACCAUCCUGGAUUACCUCAGCUACUCUAUCUACCAGCAGGGGGAGCUAGAGAGGGCCCUGGACUACACCAAGAGACUGCUGAAAUUGGACUCUGCCCACCAGCGAGCCAAUGGCAACCUGAAGUACUUUGAGUACCAGCUGGCCAAGCAGAAGAAGGUGGAGGCAGAGGAGGGCCUGAAGGAGAAGGAGGAAAGAGAGCGGGAGAAGCGGGAGGUGUCUGAGAAGAAGGGCAGACCUGCAGACUACCUGCCUGAGAGGAGGAAGUACGAACAGCUGUGUCGCGGCGAGGGCAUCAAGAUGACCCCACGGCGUCAGAGUCGUAUGUUCUGCCGUUACUCUGACAACAACCGUCACCCCCUAUACGUGCUGGGUCCCGUCAAGCAGGAGGACGAGUGGGACCGCCCACGCAUCAUCCGUUACCAUGACAUCCUCUCCAACAGCGAGAUCGAGAAGGUCAAAGAGCUGGCCAAACCCAGGCUGCGCCGGGCCACCAUCUCCAACCCCAUUACUGGUGUGCUGGAGACCGCCCACUAUCGCAUCAGCAAGAGGCGCGCCACCGUGCAUGACCCCCAAACAGGGAAACUCACCACGGCCCAUUACAGAGUCUCCAAGAGUGCGUGGCUAACCGCCUAUGAGGAUCCAGUAGUGGACAAGAUAAACCAGCGCAUUGAGGAUAUCACCGGCCUGAAUGUCAAGACAGCAGAGGAGCUGCAGGUGGCAAAUUACGGCGUGGGUGGGCAAUACGAGCCCCACUUUGACUUUGGGCGGAAAGAUGAACCAGAUGCAUUUAAAGAGCUGGGCACCGGGAACCGCAUCGCCACCUGGUUAAUUUACAUGAGUGACGUGCCAUCAGGGGGCGCCACUGUCUUUACAGACGUGGGAGCUGCAGUGUGGCCCAAAAAGGGAAGUGCGGUGUUCUGGUAUAACCUGUUUGCCAGCGGGGAGGGUGACUACAGCACACGGCACGCAGCCUGCCCCGUCCUGGUGGGCAACAAGUGGGUGUCUAACAAGUGGAUUCACGAGCGAGGCCAAGAGUUCAGAAGACGUUGUACUCUGGACGAGUCUGACUGAUCAAACGGAAUAAAACACCUUUUUCCUAAUCCUCGUCUUCCUCUUCCAAUCCCUCCUCCUGGACCCACCUGACUCUCGGCUCUGUGCACGCUGGGGGGUGAAGUGCCCUCUGACCUCCCCACCCCCUUCCUCUCCUUCCUUCUCUCCAAACUCAAGAGUUCACUCAGUGGUUCUCUGAGGCUCUGGCUGCUCAUGUGAUCUGUCACAUUUAAUUUUUUAUCUGGUGUGUGUGUGUGUGUGUGUGUGUGCGGUUCACCAGUCCCAGUCUGUGCCUUCUGUUGAUGGGUUUUGCACAUUCAGACUGCACAGCUGUCUUAAAACCUGGGGAACUUUUAUUUAACUCUCACCCUUUAACAUGGACUUUUAUGUUGAUACUAUCAACAAAAUACUCAAUUAACUAGUUCAGCGUUUCCCAACUCUGGUCCUUGAAUACCCCAACAGUACACAUUUAUAUUGUAGCCCCCAGACAAGCACACCUGAUUCAACUUGUCAACUCAUCAUCAAGCCCUUGAUAAGUUGAAUGAGAUGUGUUUGUCCAGAACUCCAAUGAAAUGGUGUACUGUUCGGAGGACUGGGUUCGGAGGACUGGAGGACCGGAGUUGGGAAAACACUGAACUAGAGCAAUCAACACAGCUGCUUCUCCCUUUGCAACUUCCUACAACAUGACAUAUUUUCAUGUGCACUUCUCGUUUCCUUACCAUCACUCCAAUCCUCUCCUCGCCCACUGUGACCCAGCACACAGAGGGACGUGACCAGUCAUAAAGGCACUGUCAGACUCUCCCACGAUGUCCCCCCUUCUCCUCCUCUCCCUCUCUAUCAACAGGUCAGAAUCAGAUGACCCCCACAUAUCAAGCCUCCUGGGAUUUAAGACACUUGACCCAUCUUGGUCUGACCUGCAGAGCAUACACAGGGCUAGACUGGGGGGGGGUCGUCGUCGCUGGAAAGAUGGAGGUUUAUUGGUUGGUUGUGCUAUGACAGUCAGGGUUACUCAAUAGGCCAAGGCUCUAAAUAAUGUCCGUUCUAGUUGUGUACGCGUAUGAAACAAUGUGGUGCAACCUGAUGCGUUAAGACAGGGGAUCACCAAUGUUACUGCAAAGACUUGCUAUAAUGUGACCGUGCUCAGAAACCAUUCUUUACAUUGUUGAUGGAAUCUUUUAUAUAGUACACUAUGCACAGGGUCUGGGUUACUAUCGGACUAAGGGAAGGUCUCUGAACAGUGCUUAUGACAAGUGAUUAUCACUGAUUCACUGUGAUAUAUUGACAGAGAAGCUGUGCCAGCCCCCCCCCUCCCUCUUUUCCUUCUCUCUCUCCCUUACACCCCUCUUCUCCACCAAGGCCAUGCAUGCCUCGGGGCUAUUUCAGCCCUGAGGUCAUUCACUCCACGACAAACACUACUGCAUCUGCUGCACAAAUAAACACUGACUUUUAAAGCCAAAGGUACACGAUGUCUUUUAGUUUUUCUGCCUCUCCCCCCGCUCUGUCUCUCUCAACGCGCUCUGUUCCUCCUGUGUCUCCCACUCCUCUCUCUGCCUUGGUGAAAUACAGUAAACUAAAGCUCGUACCUGAUCAACUGAUGAUUCAAUCAACUGAUGAUUCAUUGGGUUUGAUGAUAAUAGGAUUUCAUCCCUAAAAUGACUGAAUGAAAUAUGACGCUAAGAAUCGAUAAGAAAUAUUUCUUCCGUAUCACUCCAAACCUGGUUCCUCCACUCCACAGUUUAAGCCUAUGCUGACCCUGGGAAUAACGAUAGCUCAUGAGAGGCAGUUGCUGAUUUUGUUCAGAGGGUCCCUGGUUCGAGCCCGGGUUGGGGGGCAAGGAGAGGGACAGAAGCGACACGGUUACAUGUAUAUCCUCCCAGAUGCAGGCCUUCUUUUUAUUUUGAAUUGUAAUGAUGAUGGGAUGUGUGGGGAUAUGUGUUGUACAUGUGAGAUUAAUGUUUUCUACAGAAAUAAAUAUUACGUUAAGUAAAGAA